This is a messenger RNA of Fusarium sp. VM40, 1563 nucleotides long. The record is from the annotation of a GenBank genome assembly. Lineage: Eukaryota; Fungi; Ascomycota; Sordariomycetes; Hypocreales; Nectriaceae.
AUGUCUGGGCCAGUGCCAAAAGAAGACCUGGCCUUCACAACAUCAGGAAUCGCCUACAAGACAGGGAAACAAUGGAGAAAGGAAUUUCAAGUGAUACGAGUCAAGGAUUCGCAAUCGAUGAGUUCCAAGUUAGCGCAACAAACCUUGGACCACCUUGAUCUAUCAAUAUCAAAACUCGGACUGAGCAACGAGGAGCUCAAUUACGACAAAACACAGCCCAACCUAAUUAACAAUCUCGUCCUCAUUGUCAGCGAAUGCUUCAAAGACACAGCAGAAGACCUCUUGGGCGAUUCGCCCAAGCAGCGAGUUACGGAGUAUGAAAACUUUGACAUCAAAGUACACGCGUGCAUUGAAACAAGAGACACUGCGGUCGUGGUUCAGAGACUGCAAGACAAGAAUGCUCACUUCUACGUUCUGCAGAACAAGCAAGAUGGUCUUUGUGAGUUGCGUAAAUUGCCACAGACGAAAGUUUCACAUAAACACAUUGUGUUUUACAGUGAGUUCGUCGAUGGCAGCAGAAUUCCAGGCAAAGCAAAGGAGCAAAUCAAGAUUAAGCACUCAAUAUUGACUGCAAGGUCUGAGUUCGUCGAAACACUACCUAAGGAAGCAAAGGAACUUUCGCAGCCAGACGAGGAGAUUCUGCCUCCUGCAACACUCACAGCAACAGCACUCGGAUCAGGGGUUAUGGAGGUGUCCGCUUCGUGCAAUGACACUGGAUCAGGGGAAACUCUAGAUCGUGUAUCGGAAGUCCAGCAAAAGACCAUUCAUGGCUCGGUGAGUAUGAGUGGCGAUCUUGACGAUACAGCAGAGGACCAGUUGCAACACAUUCGACGACUUGGAGAAGGAGACAUGACACUAGCUGAUGCGCAGAGAUUCAUUGCCGCAUACAAGAAAUUGUGGUCACGUACCGCAUCAUCCAUGGUUGACAUCGUACCCGAAGCGAUCAUUGAGCUUGAUGCUGGUUUUCAUGAGGGGUCACUAUCCUCCGCACCUACUAUCCCAGAUGGUCUCUACCGGAACUUUGUUUCCAUCUUCUGCGGGCUCUUGUCAUGGUCGAAGGCACUAGGUACCCCAGCGCCACGGGAGAAGGCCGUUGCCCACGCUUAUCAGAUGGCUAUCAGAGGCACCGGUGACCCUCUCUCACAGUUCUCGACAGCUGCCCCUAUCGAGUCUGAGUCAACUAGAGGUUUUAUUGAGAGCAUGGAGGCAUUGACUCUCUGUCUAGCGCGUACUGGUGAUGCAGCUGUACGAGCAACUGCUACACAUGCAGCAAAUCCUGGCCAUAGUGUGUCGCCGAUGAUGAGUGGCUCUUCAAUAAGAGCUGCUACAGCUCAAGAAGUCGACCUUGACAGAACAAACGCGAUACUGAACAGCAUAACGCAACGCGAGUCUGUCGAGAACAGCAAUGCCAUGCAGUUAAUGAGCAAUAUGCUAUGGGCAACUCACGACUUACACCUUCGAGCAAAGAGGGCCCAUGAGGAGGCACAUGGGAAGGCAGCAUCCAAUCCUACACAGCAGGUCUCUGAUGAUGUAGAAAUGGAAGACGCCGGCGGAGGGGUCUGA